AUGAGUGGACAGCUGGCUUGUCCAGGCAGAUCCGGAGACGAAACUUACCGUGGGUAUUCCUAUGAGGGCUGUGUUGAUUUUACAGGGGGUCCUGGAGCUGUUGCGGCCGCGGCUGCCGCCAGUGUCGUAUCAACCGCCCCCCAAUCCUUGAAACUGACUUACCCCGAGAUCUUGGACCGGAUCAAAGAAGAAUUCCAGUUUUUGCAGAACCAGUACCACAGCUUGAAACUUGAGUGCGAGAAACUGGCAACCGAGAAGACAGAAAUUCAGCGACACUAUGUCAUGGCUCACCUACAGACACCCCCUGUGGCCACUGCAGCUGUUGCGGCCGCGGCUGCCGCCAGUGUCGUAUCAACCGCCCCCCAAUCCUUGAAACUGACUUACCCCGAGAUCUUGGACCGGAUCAAAGAAGAAUUCCAGUUUUUGCAGAACCAGUACCACAGCUUGAAACUUGAGUGCGAGAAACUGGCAACCGAGAAGACAGAAAUUCAGCGACACUAUGUCAUGUAUUAUGAAAUGUCCUACGGGUUGAACAUCGAAAUGCACAAACAGACAGAGAUUGCCAAGCGGCUGAAUGUCAUCUGCGCUCAGCUUAUCCCCUUCCUGUCUCAGGAGCACCAACAACAAGUGGUCCAGGCAGUGGAACGGGCCAAGCAGGUGACGGUGACAGAACUGAAUGUGGCAAUCGGGCACCAGCUUCAAGCUCAGCACCUCUCCCACCACGCGCCCCCCAUCCCGUUGACCCCCCACCCUUCCGGCGUCCAGUCUGCCAGCUUGGCCAGCCUCGGUAGCGCUUCUGGGCUGCUGGCGCUGUCGGGAGCCCUGGGGACACAAGCUCACCUGGUCGCCAAGGAUGACCGAGGGCUUCUCGACGCCGAUAACCGAGAGAGAGACCCCGGACCCAGCUCUUUGGUGCUGUCGAACGGCGAAAGGAUGCGGGCCAUUUCGGAUUACUUGAACAGUAGCAAAAAAAGGAAGACAGAAAAAGAAUACAGCACAGAUUACGGUAGCGAUGGGGAGAAAAGCGAAGAUAAUCUGGUCGUGGAUGAGGAUCCUUCUUCCCCACACAGCGUCCAGUCUUUCUCCUCCCGAGAAAAUGGGGUCGACAAAGCUACUUUGCAUCGGAAAGAGUUGGGCCACCACAGCCCCACAUCCAUGGCGUCUUCCAGCAGUGCCUCCCCGACUCGCCCGACCAAGGAUAUUUUGCAGGUAGAGAAAGCAGUUACUCCCGGUUUGAAGUCCAACACCCCAAAUUCCCAAGGCGAUGGACCUAUGCCCGGAUCGUCUGGCAGCCUCUCCCAGUUCCGUCCAGGAGUAGCGAAGCAGACGGUGGAGUCGCUCGCUUUGAGCCUGCGGAAUCCGCUCACCGUCCAAAGUUCCUAUCAAGCGGCUUUUAACGUCGCCCAUGUUUCAGUCAACGGCGACAUGGUGGGCACCGGCGCCUACGCCGGGCUGCACCUGGUCUCCCCCCAGCUGAACGGGGCCGCCGUCGUGGGGACGGGCAGCUACGGGCGUUCCCCUUUGGUCGCUUAUGAUCCUCACGCGCAUUUGAGGGCCUCAGGCCUUUCUGCGGGAAUGCAGGCCGGCAUGACUUCUGCCAAGCCAGCCUACUCCUUCCACGUAAGCGCGGACGGGCAGAUGCAGCCGGUGCCCUUCCCGCCCGACGCCCUGAUCGGCUCCGGGAUCCCGCGCCACGCCCGCCAGCUGCACACGCUCUCCCACGGCGAGGUGGUCUGCGCCGUCACCAUCAGCCACUCCACCCAGCACGUCUACACGGGGGGCAAAGGCUGCGUCAAGGUCUGGGACGUGGGGCAGCCGGGCACCAAGACCCCCGUGGCGCAGCUGGACUGCCUGAACCGAGACAACUACAUCCGAUCCUGCAAGCUUCUUCCCGACGGCCACAGCCUCAUCGUGGGGGGCGAAGCCAGCACCUUGUCCAUCUGGGAUCUGGCGGCCCCCACGCCCCGGAUCAAGGCCGAGCUGACCUCCUCCGCCCCGGCUUGCUACGCCCUGGCCAUCAGCCCCGACGCCAAAGUCUGCUUCUCCUGCUGCAGCGACGGCAACAUCGUGGUCUGGGAUCUGCAGAACCAAACGCUGGUUCGGCAGUUCCAGGGUCACACGGACGGGGCGAGUUGCAUCGACAUUUCCAAUGAUGGCACCAAACUCUGGACCGGCGGUUUGGACAACACUGUCCGAUGCUGGGACCUCCGCGAAGGCCGGCAGCUGCAGCAGCACGACUUCAGCUCCCAGAUCUUCUCCCUGGGCUACUGCCCCACGGGAGAGUGGCUGGCGGUCGGGAUGGAGAGCAGCAACGUGGAAAUCCUCCACGUGACGAAAUCGGAGAAGUACCAGCUGCAUCUUCACGAGAGCUGCGUCCUCUCCCUGAAGUUCGCUUCCUGUGGAAAAUGGUUUGUCAGUACAGGGAAGGACAAUCUGCUAAACGCCUGGCGGACCCCUUAUGGAGCCAGCAUAUUCCAGUCGAAAGAAACCUCAUCCGUCCUUAGCUGCGAUAUUUCCACAGACGAUCAAUUCAUCGUCACCGGAUCCGGGGACAAGAAGGCGUCUGUUUACGAAGUCAUGUACUGACCCGAGUCCCGGCGUUGUUCCAAACUGACCGCAAGAGAAAGGGGCGGCUGUUUUGUGCGCCCCUUCUCGGGUUUGUUUGUUUUUAUCCAGCC
This is a messenger RNA of Protobothrops mucrosquamatus (brown spotted pit viper), 2678 nucleotides long. Its product is annotated as transducin-like enhancer protein 1. Gene Ontology annotation, biological process: regulation of DNA-templated transcription; negative regulation of canonical Wnt signaling pathway. The record is from RefSeq and is a predicted model, not a curated record. Gene Ontology annotation, cellular component: transcription regulator complex; nucleus. Gene Ontology annotation, molecular function: transcription corepressor activity; protein binding. The transcript has 22 exons. The coding region runs from base 1 to 2586 and encodes 861 amino acids. NCBI's taxonomy places the organism in Eukaryota, Metazoa, Chordata, Lepidosauria, Squamata, Viperidae.